AUGCCGAGCGAAGCUCUGCAAAAGCAGGCCUGUACACGCGGCCGCGUUGCGUUGUAUCGUGUCGUCCCCACUUUCCUUCUUCGAGCGCGCGAUUGCGGCGGCGGCGGCGGCGGCGGUGACGGUGGCGAUGGUGGUGGCGAUGGUGGUGGCGAUGGUGGUGGCGAUGGUGGUGAUGGUGGCGAUGGUGGUGGCGAUGGUGGUGAUGGUGGCGGUGGCGGUGGCGGUGGCGGUGACGAUGGUGGUGGCGGUGGCGGUGGCGGCGACGGUCACGACGACGACGGCGACUAUCUGUCUCGCUUUGGUCAGAUAUUACUCGCCGUUGACAAUGGCACUGGCAUAAGCUAUGAGUUCUUGGCCGAAGAGGGCGAGAGACGAACGGGCCCUCUCGGCUCGGAGAUCCUGAAUGGUAAUGAUUAUAGCAAAUUGCUCCUGCUUGGCUUGGGGGUGCCUAAUAGCCACUCAGUGGGGCUGUUGAAACCGCGCGCCCCUUCGUUCAACCUUUGA
Messenger RNA from Cataglyphis hispanica, 504 nucleotides. Its product is annotated as PE-PGRS family protein PE_PGRS16. The transcript has 2 exons. Lineage: Eukaryota; Metazoa; Arthropoda; Insecta; Hymenoptera; Formicidae. The record is from RefSeq and is a predicted model, not a curated record. Bases 1 to 504 code for a protein of 167 amino acids.